Messenger RNA from Lolium perenne, 3172 nucleotides. RefSeq lists its product as uncharacterized. Gene Ontology annotation, biological process: DNA damage response. Gene Ontology annotation, molecular function: polyubiquitin modification-dependent protein binding; single-stranded DNA binding; metalloendopeptidase activity. Gene Ontology annotation, cellular component: nucleus. The record is from RefSeq and is a predicted model, not a curated record. NCBI's taxonomy places the organism in Eukaryota, Viridiplantae, Streptophyta, Magnoliopsida, Poales, Poaceae.
CAAUGCCAAUUUGCAUGUACAACCGGCGGCGGGCCGGCGGCCUUCCCCAGGAUCAAACCCACAAAAAAAUCCCCUUUUCUUUUAUCCUCGCCGGUUCUUCUUCCUGCCCACCCACCAUUGGAGGCCAUGGGGUCGGGGGCGGAUCCGGACGACGACGAGAACCCGGACGUGUGGCAGCUCUUCCGGCACUACGACAAGCUCUACUUCCGCGGCGUGCUCGUCGACGCCGGCUUCUCCGUCGAGUGGAGCCAACCGCGAAUGAAGACCAUCAGUGCAGACCAAAUUAACUGCUCCUCAGAAAUUGAUGCACAUCAGUGUAUAUAUGUACAGUACAGUUCUUUCGGAUCAUGUUCCUUUGGAGACAGCAAUACAAUAACUCUCUAUGAGCCAAUUCUGAAAUAUCGCACAAAUGCUGAUUUGAAGAACGCCCUUCUGCAUCUGAUGAUUCAUGCAUUUUUAUCUGUGAAGUGUGAUGCUAAGGGCAUCUGGGGCCAUGGUCCUGCUUUCCGUGGUUGGAUGCAUGCUCUCAACACUUGCUCCAUUGAUGAUCGCAUGAGACCAACUUGUGGCUACUGUAUUACCACCACCCAUGAUUUCAGUCCGGAGAAAUGUGGCAGCAUGCACGGUUUUUGGUGGAAGUGUGAAUCUUGUGGGGUUACACUUUUGAGGGCCAAGAAGCUGGGGCCUCCAUCUGAUUCCUGCUGUAUUGAGAAUGUUAGCCAAGAUGUAACAUGUGGCAACAUGCUUUGCAACUGGCACAACCACAAGGUGGACUGUGGUGGUACAUAUGUGGUGACCAAAUCACCAGAGACACCAGGUCAACAGAUGGUUCAGAAAGGUAGGCGGGGGUUUCUGACCGAAAUGUCUGAAAUGUUGAGGUCACAAGGAGCUACACAAGAAUCAGAUUCAGAUGAAGUUCAGGAGAAUUUGACUGUGGCAAAACUAAAGGCAGAAGGCAAGCUUCUCUCUCAAGUGGGCGGCAGGAACGCAAGAUCACCAGGUAGUAGCUCCUCAAAGAAGGCAAGCAAGAGUAAUAUGCCUGAAGACUUUCAGAAAGCGAUUGUUUUGCCUGCAACCCCUCGGAGAAAAUUGAAGCCGAAGCAGGAGCAUUUCUCUAUGAUAAGUGUCAACAAUGCAAAAUCACAGGAUAGGUGCUCUUCAAAGAAGGCAGAGGAUUUUCAGAAAGCAAUUGUUCCAUCUGCUUCCCCUCUGAGCAAACUGAAGCUGAAGCAAGCAUCUGUCGCAUCAGAGAAGCAUGAGCUUAUCUCUCUAGCGAGCUGCAACAGCGCAAAAUCGUUGAGAAGUAACACCUCCAGGAAGGCAGACAAGUGGCAUGAGCCAGAGCAAGUUCAAAAAUCCAGUGUGCAGCCUUCUGCAUCUCAGAAAAAACCAAAGCUAGAGCAAGACUUGGGUGUAUCGGAGAAAUAUGGAGUUUCCUCACCAGGGAGUUACAACACUACAAAACCACCAGGAAGCAGCAUGCCCAGGAAAGCAGGCAAGCGGCACACGCCGGAGGGUGUUGAGAAAUCCAGUGUCCCGGUUGCGGCCCCAAAGAAGAAACUGAAGAUCGAGCCAGACUUCGCAAUGCAACAAAACAAAACCAGCUCCUCAAUUAAGGCAGGGAAGCAGCUUAACCCUGAAGAUUUUCAGAAAACAUUUGUUCAGCCUGUUGUUUAUCGAAAAAAACUGAAGCUUGAGCCAGACUUGGUUGCAUUAGAGAAACAUGGAGAUGCAAAACCACUAGGAUGCAGUACCGGAAACAAAGAAGGAGAACUUCAUAAGCUUGAAGUCAUUCAGAAAGCCAGUGUUCCACCUGCCGGCCCUCCCAGAAAACUGAAACAGGACGUGGUUGCAUCGCAGAAGAAUUAUCUUUCCUCUUUUGUGGGGAGGAGCAAUGCAAAUGUACUGGACAAUAUCUCCUCAAAGAUGGCACACAAGCAGCUUGAGCAUGUACAGCCUCGGAAACCCAUUGCGCGGCCUGCUGCCCCUCGAAGUAUACUCAAGCAGCAAAGCAAAACCAGCACCUUAACUAAGGAAGGGAAGAAGCAAAUUCCUGAAUACUCUCAGAGAACAUUUGUUCAGCCAGCUGUUUCUCAAAGUAAACUGAAGCAAUCAAGCCGUGCUGUGCCAGAGAGGCCAAAGACGAGAAGCAAAACUAGUAAUCCUGCUAGGAAAAAGGAGUAUGCUUGCGUGAGUGUGUGGGCAAACAUCUAUGAAUCAGAAUGCUCAAGUGGAUCAGCCGAGCCGCUUGUAAACAAAAGAACAGAGCGAAGGAAACGAGAGAGAGAACGUGCAGUUCAGAUAACCUAUUCGCGGUCAUGGAAGCGAAGUGCCAGUGGAAUCAGCUCCAUCAAGGCCCAACCUGCUGAAGAAGAAAUCUCAUCUCAACAAACCAAGUCACCGUCUCAAUCUCAAGGCUUGAAGUUCAUUCUUAUCAAUGCUGCUAACAAGGUGGUGACUCAAGACCCUAGAGAUCAGUCCAAGGCACCAGCUCCCCGCAAGGGCAUUGUUAUUGUCCCUCCUGCAGACCAGGUGACGACUCAAACCGCUAUAGGUCGGUCCCAGCCACAAGCUCAACGCAUGGACAUUGUCACCCCUCCUGCGGACCUGGCAAUGACUCAAACCCACGGAGAUCUGUCCGUUCCAUCUAGACGCAUGGACAUUGCUGCUGCCCCUCUUGCUGAGAAGGUGAUGACUCGAGCCCCUGCUGAUCAGUCACAGCUACCAGCCCCGUGCUCCAUCGCCACUAAUCAGGUGGUUCCACCUCGUUCAGCUGAUCCACUCAGUUUAACUCCUUCAAAUCCAAGCAGUAGCCGUGACGUGAUAGACAUUUCUGAUGAUGACUGAACUUUUCCAUCACUUUAUACUCUUCUUACACUGGACUGGCAGUGUAUUCAGCCAGCUCUCAGGGUGUUAAAACAGUAGAUCAUAGCAUUCUGGGGAGAUUCAGAGGUUUUGUUAGUGCUUACAAUAGAGAGGUAGUGGUAGCUUACAACUGUCGCUUUAGCAUGGAAUGUGUGAACAUCAUCAGGUAGCAUGACCGAUUUGCUAUAGGCGUACGGCUUUGAUCGUACAAUAUACUUUUGCAGCAUUUGUUGAGACACUGGCUUGUGCCUGGUGAACUGAAGCAUGAAUCCUGGGAAAGUUGGGACUUGUUGUACUUGUUAGAUCA